UCGAUCGCGGCGCUUGGGAGUGAGACAACGGGGACAGCGCAUAAAUUGAAUUAAAUCGAAAUUCCCGACGAGAUGCUAAGGCUUCUGGGCUUAUGUUGGGCCUUCAGGUUUGCAUUGUCUAGCAACACAACCAGUCGGAGCACCCAGCUCUAUGUGCAGCCCCACCUCAGCAUCGGCAAGUGCCUGGACUAUUGCCACUUCAGAUUCAUUCCGUUCCUGCCCUGCAUCGACGACAUCCAGAGGAUUGCCAAUAGUCCGGCGGAGGCCUGUGGAAGAGGCUACUGUGAUGCAGAGCACUUUGAGCUCAACUACAAGACGGGCGAUGAAGUAGAGGUGGAGUCCCGCAGGAAUCACGUGGAGAGAACUAGAGUGGGGCGAUGGGCCAACUUGCGGGAGCUGUGCCUGGAUGAGAGGGGUUUCCCCGUGAGACGUAAAUGUGGGAUUCGCAAUGGAACCAGGGAGUGGGAGAGUCUCAGCAACGUCACCUGCCGAGGUGGACAGCAGCUGAGCUCAAAUCUAAACCGAUUAGCCGUGGAGAGUCCCCCGGAUAUGAUUAGCAGAUUAAGUGAUCUGCUGAGGCAGUCGCAAGAACCACUGCGACCCGUCGACAUCUUCAGCAUUGCGCAAAUCUUCGAGUCGCUUCUGGAGAAGCCGAAAAAGGAUCCCAAAGUAGUGUCCGAUCUGAUCGGAAUCUGCCUGCAGGUGAUGGCCACCGACAGGGAAACUCUGCGUAUCUCGGCCGAGCUGAAUGCCACCAACACCCUGCUGAGCAACUUUGAGGACUAUCUGGAUGCCCUGCCGCCGCAGUUGGUGCCCAAAGAGAGCUGCGACGUUGAAGCCAAGGACCAGAGUCACGUGAAGAACCAGAUUUUGAGUCAUGUGGGAGUCCACGCUCUUAUCAGCAACGAGCUCAGCGUGUUCUUUGUGAAUCCGGAGUGCGCCAAUGUGACGGGAAUCGCCAUUUACAACCUUCCUACUGAUCGAAAAGGUAACUCCACCUCCGGGUCCAAUGUGGAAGGAUUUGACUACAGUCCCUUGAGUUCAUCCGAGAGCCUGGAGAAUAUCAGGGCCAGAAAGGGGCUGCAAACUGCUGCCUUUCUACCAGAACAACUGUGGAGAGAGCUGAAGCAGAAGGGAGCCACGUUCCUGGUCUUCAAGGUCUACACGAGCGAUUCCCUCUUUGUGGAGACCGAGAGCCCAGUGCGAAUGCCGAGCAGUGCCGUCAUAUCGAUAUCCAUUCCCGGAAUGGAAGAUAAUUCCCUGCCGUCGAAGCUGCCGUUUUUCUUGCGAAAUGGCAACGAAAACUCCUCCCUGAUGGAAGGCGGAGGGUGUGGCUACUGGAACUAUGAGACCUGGCUGAGUGAUGGAAUUACCACCUGCAGUAGUAGCGACAGCUUGGACACCCCACUCGAUCCCGUCAUCCUCUGUCAUGCCGAUCACCUCACACAGUUCUCCUUUCUGCUGGGCAUCAGCAAGAUUCAGACUGGUGUGGACAACUACGAGGACGAUCGAACUCUGGACAUGAUUACCAAUGUGGGGCUGAGUCUGUCGCUGGUGGGACUGCUGGCCAUCUUCCUGACUGCGGCGCUCUUUAGAAGCUUCCGCAGAUUGGCCUCCACCAAGGUGCUGCUCAAUCUCUGCCUGGCAUUGGCUCUGCAGACGCUUUUCUUCAUGGACAUCGGCAAGGGGGAGCUGCUGCGGAGACUGCAGUUCUCAGAUCGAUGCCUGAUUGCGGGUGCCCUCAUGCAGUACUUCCUGCUGGUCGUCUUCAGUUGGAUGCUCAUCAUCGGCUUCCUGCAGUUCAAACGCUACGUGAAGGUCGUUGGCGUUACCUAUCCGCGCCAUUACAUUUUCAUGUCCGCCCUGGUCGCUUGGACCCUGCCGCUGGUGCCCACCUUGGCGCUGGUCAAACUCGAUCCCGCCUCGUACAGGCCUACCCAAGCGUCGCCCGAAAUGCCCCACACUGUCCUGUGCUACCCCAGCGGCCAUGGCCUGUACCUGGGCGUGGUUCUUCCCAUCGCUCUGGUAACUCUGGCCAACGCCCUAAUGGUCGGCUACAUCUCCUGCAGCGUCUAUUGCGCGCUGCAUACUCGAGGCAAGCACGUUCUACAACAGCUGAGGCUAUUUGUGCUGCUCUUUUUCCUGCUUGGCCUCACGUGGAUCUUCGGAUUCUGCAGCUACUUUCAGUGGGGCAGAGUCUUUUCCUACCUGUUCUGCCUGACGGCCACGCUGCAGGGAUUCGUGCUGUUUGUCUAUUUUAUCAUCCUCAACAAGGACAACCGCAGAGCAUGGUUUGGUUUAAUCUGCAACUUCAAGUCCAAGGAGGAGAUGGAUAUCGACGCACUGCGCACACAGGAGAAGUCCGCGCUUAGUCGCACCAGCCAAAUGUCAGUUCAAAGUUCAUCAACUAAUUAACACAAAUUAUAGUCCUAA
This is a messenger RNA of Drosophila guanche, 2433 nucleotides long. RefSeq names its product adhesion G-protein coupled receptor G4. Gene Ontology annotation, molecular function: G protein-coupled receptor activity. Gene Ontology annotation, cellular component: membrane. The record is from RefSeq and is a predicted model, not a curated record. NCBI's taxonomy places the organism in Eukaryota, Metazoa, Arthropoda, Insecta, Diptera, Drosophilidae. Gene Ontology annotation, biological process: cell surface receptor signaling pathway; G protein-coupled receptor signaling pathway. The coding region runs from base 73 to 2415 and encodes 780 amino acids. The transcript has 2 exons.